UUAGCUCAACAUCGUUUGAAUGACAUGGUAUUUGUCAAGUACAACAGAGCUUUGCAGCGUCGCAUGAAGAGAAGUGAGGCCACGGAUCCUAUUAUCCUAGAGGAGAUUGAUGAAAGCAAUGAAUGGUUGAUGGGAAGAAUGGAUGGGAACUCUGACAGUGAUGAACUAGAUGAUCAUGUCUUCGAGAAUGAAGAUCUGACAUGGAGUGAAGCCACUGGAGCUGAGGAACCAACCUACUCUACUAGAGGAACAAACGCUUCAGCUGCUGAGAAGGGAAAAGGGAUAGCAUCUUCUUCAACUCAAACAAGAGAGAAACGAUAUGGUCCAGGUCCCUCUGUUCUAUCUCUUGUUGAUAUUGAUGAGGAUGAACCGGAAAUUGAUUUGGAACUACAAGCAGGUGGUUUCGGUCAAGAUGAGGAAUGGGAGUUUCCAGAUGACUCUGAAACUGAGUUUUAG
This is a messenger RNA of Brassica napus (rape), 456 nucleotides long. RefSeq lists its product as uncharacterized. Lineage: Eukaryota; Viridiplantae; Streptophyta; Magnoliopsida; Brassicales; Brassicaceae. The record is from RefSeq and is a predicted model, not a curated record. Bases 25 to 456 code for a protein of 143 amino acids. The transcript has a single exon.